Seminavis robusta is the source of this 282-nucleotide messenger RNA. The record is from the annotation of a GenBank genome assembly. NCBI's taxonomy places the organism in Eukaryota, Bacillariophyta, Bacillariophyceae, Naviculales, Naviculaceae.
AUGAGCGCUGAUUUGAAGGAAACUUUCGAGAAAGCCACCAAGCUGGCAAGUUCUCCCGAAGGCGGCAAAUGGUCGUUGAGCACUGCUCAGAAGUCUACCAUGUAUGCCUGCUUCAAGCAAGUCAACGUGGGAGAUUGUACCGGAGAUCGUCCCGGCAUGUUCAAUCCGAUAAACCGACAAAAGUACGAUGCCUGGAAGGCCGUGGAGGGAAUGAGCAAAGAGGAUGCCAUGAACAAGUAUAUUGACGUUGUGGAAGCCUUUGUUCCAGACGUCCGGUCGUAA